This is a messenger RNA of Lachnellula hyalina, 1470 nucleotides long. RefSeq lists its product as uncharacterized. The transcript is spliced from 2 exons. The record is from RefSeq and is a predicted model, not a curated record. NCBI's taxonomy places the organism in Eukaryota, Fungi, Ascomycota, Leotiomycetes, Helotiales, Lachnaceae. The coding region runs from base 1 to 1470 and encodes 489 amino acids.
AUGCGUUUACCUGAAUCAUCGGUGUUGCAGCAGCGGCAAGGAGAUGGCCCAUCAGCGGGAGGUGAUGAUGGUGGUGGAGGUGGAGAUGGUGCAAGCAGUACGAGUCUUGGGUCGAUAACUCCCACUUCAACGCCAACAUCUACAUCUACGUCUAGCCCCUCUGCUACCUCGAAUCCAGAGUCAAAGCACAGCUCAGCACCACCAACCGUAGGAAUAAUCGUCGGAGUCGUGGCUGGCGUCCUAGGCCUCCUCCUCCUCUUCUUCGCCCUCCGCCAAACCCGCCGAAAACACAAGAACCCAAAAUACAUCCCCAAACCCCUCAAGCAAGUCUGGCAGAAAUGGGAACCUCGGUCCUGGUCAUCCCACCGGCGUCUGCCCGACACAAACGAGCAUCUCGAGCCCAUAUCAACAAUCCAAUCAAGAGCUUCUGUCAAUACCGCUGGGCCUACGAGUACUAUACCUACAACAGCAGCCACAGCAGCAGGCGGCGUUGACCGCAAUACCUCAGUGCGCAGCGUGAUGACAUUGCCCGCCUAUAACCCAGCCCCGAACUCCAACGAGCAAGUCCUGGGCCGUGAAGGCGAGCGCGGUGGCAUUGACGUCGUGGUUGAGCAACCAGAAACCAUCGACGAGGAAGAAGCACAGCGUGAAGCCGAAAUGGAAGCUUUAUACCAAGUCCGCCUAGCGCGUCGCCGAGAAAACGAGGAACGCGAAGAGAGGAGACAACAACGACGCGAGGCGAGGGAGAGGGGCGAUACUGCUGCGCUAAGGGAGAUUCAAGCGAGAGCCCGCGCAGGGAACGCUGCGAGUGCGGGGAGGAGCUUGGAGGAGUUGAGGGCGGAGCAUGAGAGGGUUAAGAAAGAGCGCUCGCGGGCGGUGUCAUCGGUUUCCUACGCGGAUCUGGGUGUUGCGAGGCAUGAUGGCACGAGGCUGCGUGCUAGCAGUAUCGAGAGCGAGCGUGAGGGCUUGCUGGGCGAUGCGGCUAGUAUUGCAGCGAGCAGCCAUUAUCACCGCCGGGAGAGAUCCGCGAGUUCGGUUAUCAGUAUCGAUACGAAUAACUCUGAUUUCCCAUCUCCAGGAUUACCGCGCGCGAGAGCGGAAAGCCCUUUAACGAGAGCCAGUACGAGACAGAGCCAGAGUGAGGGCUUGGCGGGCAGUAGUCCCGAGAUGAUUGAGCAUGAGGAUGUGCCGCCGAAUAGUCCACCGGAGUAUGAGAAUAUUGCUCUAGAAACACCACAUUCCGAAGAAUAUGAAGGGCCGCCGCCGGGUUAUACUAGUCCGGUGGCAGAACAGGGAGAGGGGAGAGCGUUUUUUGAAAGUCGGAGUGGGAGUGGGAGUCGGAGUUCGAGGGGUGUAGGUGGGACACCUCAGCUACCCAGUUUGAGGUUAAGUAACUUGCCGAGCAUUCAAGUUGAUCCGUCAAGUCCAGUUGUAAGGAGUAUUGAUGAGGAAGGAGAACAUCAUCAAUAA